Molecule: messenger RNA, 1141 nt
Organism: Pseudogymnoascus verrucosus
Lineage: Eukaryota; Fungi; Ascomycota; Leotiomycetes; Thelebolales; Thelebolaceae
Exons: 3
Coding region: 321-1049 (242 amino acids)
Source: RefSeq, a predicted model, not a curated record
UUACUGGCGCCAAUUCGCCAUCCACCUGUGUCGUGAUACCUUACUUUACUAGUGAUUUACUAAUGGAUAUCAUGUACUCCUGCAUACUAUAAUCUACCCCAUACCGUCUCAGCAACAUGUUCGUUGGCGUUGGUUGGUGUCAGUUCGUGUCGUCGUUGGUGCCGCUCAGUCCGGUCAACCCGUUCAAUCCAAACCCACAAGCCUCAUAAUAUUCCAAGACAAACUCCCCCUCCACCCCCUCAGCCUCGCACCUCAAUCCACAUCGCACGCACGCGUUCAAUCAAGGAUCAACACAGCACAGCACAGCACCUCCCAUCACAAUGCUCAACGCCAACGUAGUCCUCCUCGGCCUCGCCGUAGGCGUCGCACAGGUCAACGGCCACUUCAACCUCAACUACCCCACCACCCUCGGCUUCAACGACGACACGGAAGGCACCGGUCCCUGCGGCGGCUUCGAGCCCUCCCUCGUCAAGACCACCGACUUCCACAUCGGCGGCGACUUCAUCGCUGUCAAGACCACCCACCCAAAGUCCAAUUGGUACUUCCGCGCCACCACCAACGCAACGGCCGGCGGCGGAUGGGUCAACAUCCUUCCUGAGAUCGAGCAGACUGGCCUCGGUGCCUACUGCGAGCAGAACCUCAAGCUGCCAGACUCGUUUGCUGGACAGAAGGGAUUCGUUCAGGCUGUUCAGCAUGCCGCUGAUGGCGACCUCUUUCAGUGUGCUCCCGUCAACUUCGUAACGGGCGUCGCUGCCUCCAUCCCAUCAGCGUGCACAAACGCAACUGGUCUCACUGCCACCGUCGUGGGCGGCGCUGCCUCCUCCGGCGCCUCCACCACUGGCUCCUCACCAUCGUCUACCGGCGGAAGCGAGGCAUCAUCUACCAGCGGAAGCGAGGCAUCAUCUACCAGCGGAAGCGACGCAUCGAAGACUUCGAGUGCCGCGGCGGAGACGUCGACGGGUGCUGCGUCGGCGAUUGGGGGUGAGGUGUUUGGUGCAUUCGGUGCUGCUGCCAUGUCUCUUGCGGCGCUGUUUGCAAUGGUCCUAUAAUACCCUAUUUGAUAUGGAGUUUGAGAGCAGAUGGGGCUUUUUUUGUAACUAAAAGAAUAAUGAAUCGAUGAAAUAUUUGAAAUAUGUCCUGG